GGCCCCAAAAGAGAAAAGAAGAUUUGGCAAGUGAUAUGCUUACACAUGGAAAGCAUGCAUGUAAUAUAGUCUCCACCUGUUCUCUUCCCCACCCAAACACACAGAAAACAGAGUGAGAGACAUGCAACAAUUACAACAUCCCUUCUUCCCUCUCAUCAAAACUCUACAUCAUUAUUACACACACAACACACACUCAAAGCCAUGCAGCAGCCUCAAACAUGAAACAGUACCCUCUCACAAAAUCCAAAUUCUUGAUCAUCUUCUUCCUCCUUCUCCUCUCCCUACCUCUCUUCCUAUUCAUCUCCCACAAGGCCGCCCUCAUCGCCGCCAGCCCACCACCGUCUCUUCCCAUCCCAGGCCUCAAGAUCCGACCCGGGUUCUCCUCCUACGACUCCUACAUCCACCACCAGCUCAACAAAACCCUCAACCCGAAACUCCGGAAGAUAUGGACGACCCGGGACUGGGACCGCAAGAUCCGGGUCUUCACGGAAUUCUUCGACCAUCUGAAGCAGAAAGGCUUGCUGUCCAACUCCUCCAAGGCUCUCUGCAUCGGGGCGAGAAUGGGGCAAGAAGUGGAGGCUCUGAAGCGGGUCGGGGUGUCGGACUCGGUUGGCAUUGAUCUCGUGCCGUCUCCACCGUUGGUCGUGCGCGGGGACUUCCAUCACCAACCGUUCGACGAUGGGGCUUUCGACUUCGAGUUCUCCAACGUGUUUGACCAUGCAUUGUACCCGGAGAAAUUCGUGGGGGAGAUCGAACGGACGUUGAGGGCCGAUGGGGUGUGUGUUCUACACGUGGCGCUGUCGACGCGGUCGGAUAAGUACUCGGCUAAUGACUUGAUGAGCGUGGAGCCGCUUAAGAAGCUGUUUAAGAGAUCCGAGCUGGUUUAUGUUCGGACCGUUGACGGGUUCGGGUUGGACACGGAGGUCGUGUUUCGGAAAAAGCGGGUCACACGUGCCCCAUAAUUCUUGUAUUUUCCAGAUUGUCUAUUUUUUUAUAAA
Sesamum indicum (sesame) is the source of this 998-nucleotide messenger RNA. RefSeq names its product S-adenosyl-L-methionine-dependent methyltransferases superfamily protein. Gene Ontology annotation, molecular function: S-adenosylmethionine-dependent methyltransferase activity. The record is from RefSeq and is a predicted model, not a curated record. NCBI's taxonomy places the organism in Eukaryota, Viridiplantae, Streptophyta, Magnoliopsida, Lamiales, Pedaliaceae.